Molecule: messenger RNA, 960 nt
Organism: Pseudonaja textilis
Lineage: Eukaryota; Metazoa; Chordata; Lepidosauria; Squamata; Elapidae
Gene: MC2R
Product: melanocortin 2 receptor
Biological process (GO): G protein-coupled receptor signaling pathway
Cellular component (GO): membrane
Molecular function (GO): corticotropin receptor activity
Source: RefSeq, a predicted model, not a curated record
AUGAAGACCAACACAGCUUCUGAAAUACUAAGAUUUCUGGAGCAGAGAAGCAUUCACGUCUUUGAAAACCACAGUGAACAAUCACUGAACGUCUCCAACUGUAUGACAAUUGUCGUGCCAGAGGAAAUUUUCUUCACCAUUGCUACAGUAGGAAUCCUGGAGAACUUGCUAGUCCUCCUUGCAGUAGGGAGGAAUAAGAACCUGCAUUCCCCCAUGUACAUUUUCAUUUGCAGCUUAGCUGUUUCAGACAUGUUAGGAAGCUUGUCCAAGACUCUGGAGAAUAUCUUCUAUAUCAUAUUUUGCAGAACGAGAUACCUUCCAUGUAGUGGAACAAUGAUAACAACUGUGGAUGAUAUUAUAGAUUUCAUGUUUAUUUUAUCUCUACUGGGAUCAAUUUUCAGCCUUUCAGCCAUUGCUGUGGACCGAUAUAUAACUAUAUUCUAUGCGCUGCGUUACCAUAACAUCAUGACUCAAAAGCGGGCUUUACUGAUUUUGCUGGUGAUUUGGGCUUUCUGUGCAGGGAGCGGCAUAGCAGUGGUGAUUUUCUCCCAUGAGAUCGCCACUAUUGUAUCUUUCUCAGCUCUGUUUUAUUUCAUGCUCAUUUUUAUCCUCUGCCUUUACAUCCAUAUGUUUCUGCUUGCCCGUUCCCAUGCCAUAAAGAUCGCCUUGAUGCCCGCAAGUUCUGUUCACCAGAGAGCUAACAUGAAAGGAGCCAUUACGUUAACAGUAUUACUUGGUGUUUUUCUCUGCUGCUGGGCUCCCUUUGUUCUUCACGUGCUUCUGAUACAGCUUUGCCCCCAAAAUCCUUACUGCAUUUGCUAUUUGUCCAUCUUCCAUGUCAACGGUAUGUUAAUCAUGUUCAAUGCUGUCAUUGAUCCCAUGAUUUAUGCAUUUCGAAGUCCAGAACUGAGAAGUACUUUUAAAAGAUUGUUCUGCUGCUGGCAGCCAAGCUGGGCUUAG